Lathyrus oleraceus (garden pea) is the source of this 732-nucleotide messenger RNA. RefSeq lists its product as uncharacterized. Gene Ontology annotation, molecular function: nucleic acid binding. Bases 1 to 732 code for a protein of 243 amino acids. The transcript has a single exon. The record is from RefSeq and is a predicted model, not a curated record. Lineage: Eukaryota; Viridiplantae; Streptophyta; Magnoliopsida; Fabales; Fabaceae. Gene Ontology annotation, biological process: DNA integration.
AUGCCGGCAAGUGAGUUGCAUGUCAUUAUCAAACCAUGGCCCUUUAGGGGGUGGGCUUUAGACAUCAUUGGAGAAAUUCGACCGACUUCGUCGAAGCAACAGAAGUUUGUCCUAGUUGGGAUAGACUACUUCACCAAAUGGGUCGAAGUUAUCCCUCUGGUAAAGGUGGACGAAGAGACGGUGAUCGAAUUCAUUCAGAAGCACAUAGUGUAUAGGUUUGGCAUCCCAGAAACCAUCACGACGGAUCAAGGGUCAGUAUUCGUGGGACAAAAGAUGCAGGAAUUUGCUGGCAAGACAGGUUUCAGAUUGGUUACCUCCACACCUUACUAUGCAAAAGAAAAUGGCCAGGUAGAAGAGGCCAACAAAGUAAUAAUAAUUCUGAUUAAGAAGCACGUUUGUAAAUGGACAAAUAAUUGGCACAAGACUUUGGACCAAAUUCUAUGGGCGUGUCAAACGUCCCCCAAAGAGACGACGAAUUCGACGCCAUUUCGACUAACAUUUGGUCAUGACACCAUAUUGCCGGCGGAGAUAUGUUUACAGUCCGUCAGAGUCCAGCGCCAAUAUGAUCUUCAGCCAAAGCAAUACUGGAACAUGAUUUACGACGAGUUGGCUGAUUUAAACGAAGAAAGGUUGGUUACGGUCAAAAUGCUGAUCCGGCAAAAGGAACGCGUAGCUAAGGUCUACAAUAGAAAAAUAAAGGGAAAAACCUUUUUUGAUAAUGAUUACAUGUGA